Photinus pyralis (common eastern firefly) is the source of this 3016-nucleotide messenger RNA. RefSeq names its product serine/threonine-protein kinase minibrain. Gene Ontology annotation, biological process: protein autophosphorylation; positive regulation of DNA-templated transcription; peptidyl-serine phosphorylation. Gene Ontology annotation, cellular component: nucleus. The coding region runs from base 187 to 1824 and encodes 545 amino acids. Gene Ontology annotation, molecular function: protein serine/threonine/tyrosine kinase activity; transcription coactivator activity; ATP binding. The record is from RefSeq and is a predicted model, not a curated record. The transcript is spliced from 7 exons. NCBI's taxonomy places the organism in Eukaryota, Metazoa, Arthropoda, Insecta, Coleoptera, Lampyridae.
UAGUUUGGUUUUGCCGGGGUGAAAGCAACUAAGGCUAAAAUGUGAUUAUCACGGUGCAGUAUAUGAUACGAUAUCUCGUUAAUUCACUUUGUGCAGUUUCCAGUGCCGGCCGGUGGUGGAAGCGAUACAACUUCUCGUCGGCAUGUGCCUCUUUACGGAAGAUUGGUGGCGGAAGAGCCUUUGUCGAUGGGGGCUCCAACGGACAUCUUGGCAAUGCAGGCCCGAAUACCCCACACCUUUCGAGAACCAUCAACGGCACCCCUUAGGAAACUUAGUGUUGAUCUUAUUAAAACCUACAAACACAUUAACGAAGUGUACUAUGCCAAAAAGAAGAGGAGAGCGACCCAAACGCAGGGAGAAGAUAGCUCACAUAAAAAAGAGAGGAAGUUAUAUAAUGAUGGUUAUGACGAUGAUAAUCAUGACUAUAUCGUUAAGAAUGGUGAAAAGUUCCUCGAUAGGUAUGAAAUUGACUCUUUAAUAGGAAAAGGCUCUUUCGGACAAGUGGUGAAAGCGUUUGAUCACGAAGAGCAGUGCCACGUCGCGAUUAAAAUAAUUAAAAAUAAGAAACCCUUCCUAAACCAAGCCCAAAUCGAAGUGAAGCUUCUCGAGAUGAUGAAUAGGGCAGAUGUUGAAAAUAAGUAUUAUAUAGUAAAAUUAAAAAGACACUUUAUGUGGCGAAAUCACCUCUGCCUUGUUUUCGAACUUCUCUCAUACAACCUCUACGACCUUCUUCGAAAUACGAAUUUCCGAGGUGUCUCGCUUAACUUAACGAGGAAAUUUGCGCAACAACUCUGCACGGCUCUACUGUUCCUUUCGACGCCCGAACUUAGCAUUAUUCACUGUGACUUAAAACCGGAAAACAUCCUUCUGUGUAAUCCCAAGAGGUCGGCGAUUAAGAUUGUCGACUUUGGGAGUUCGUGUCAGCUAGGACAGAGGAUAUACCAAUACAUACAGUCUAGGUUUUACCGAUCACCCGAGGUUCUACUAGGAAUUCCAUACGAUUUAGCGAUAGACAUGUGGUCUUUAGGCUGCAUACUAGUAGAAAUGCAUACGGGCGAACCUUUGUUUAGUGGUGCCAACGAAGUGGACCAAAUGAGUAAAAUUAUAGAAGUAUUAGGAAUGCCGCCGAAAACGCUGUUAGAUAGGGCUACGAAGACGAGGAAAUUUUUUGAUAAAUUCCCUUUCGAUUCAAAAUACGAGUUGAAAAGGUCUAAGGACGGGAAGAAGUAUAAGUUACCGGGAACAAAGAAGUUACACGACAUCCUAGGUGUUGAAAAUGGUGGCCCGGGCGGUCGAAGAAGUGGUGAAUUAGGACACUCGACAAGUGAUUAUCUUAAAUUUAAAGAUCUGAUUUUACGAAUGUUAGAUUAUGAUCCUAAAACCCGAAUAACACCCUAUUAUGCGUUACAACAUAACUUUUUUAAACGAACUACAGACGAAGGCACUAAUACUGCGAGUAGUACGAGCUCAAGUCCAGCUGUUGUCAAUCUUGAUUUGUCGACUUCAACUUGUCAACACGGGUUAAACUUAGUAGGUCGUACACGUGAUUGUACAAAUCACACAUACCAACCUGCCAGUUACUCGGCGAUGGAAUGUGAUCCAUCACCCUCACGACAUACUCAUCGCUCAAGGUAUCAAGCACCUUUAAUGGGUUUCGGCCCCUCGUCACUUCCAUAUUCGGCGUAUCCGGGUCACGUGGUAGCGGACAGUACGCCUCCGAAACAUAACCCUCCAACAAACGGUCCUACGCCGGGUCAGGCGGAUCGCGACGACAGUCCGAUGGUCGGUGUAUGUGUGCAGCAAAGUCCGGUGGCGAUACAUUAAACGGACAGAAACGUAGGCAAAAAACACUGUUUAGGACUGCAUUUCUACUUACGGGGAAAAGUGUGUGGUUUUUAUAAUGCUCUGUGUUGUAUCUUUAAUAUUGUCGGUGGAUUUUUAUGGACGUAGCAAAAGUGUAUCAACAGACUGAGAGUGUGUAUGCUCUGUUGUAAGCGUGAAAUUGACUAAUUAUAUGACUCGUAUCAACAUUUAAUUCCAAGGUUUUUAAAUUAUGUGGAGAUUUUUAUUGCUCGAUAAGUAAAUGAAGUAAUUUAUGCUAGUAUUUAAAUACAUGAGUAAGAAUAGUGAAAUAUACAAAUAUGUAUACAUGUUUCCUAUGAUUUCUUGUAAUUUUAAGGCAGUUGGCUCUGGUUUCAGCAUGAUCAAUUAUGCCGACUCUGUUUAUUUUAAUAUUUUUUGACAAAAGUGUAACCCGUUGUACAUUGUAGUAGAUACUUUUUAUACUACUAUAGAAUAAACAUACAUUUUUGUAGUUUAUUGUACAUAUUAUAUAUAUAUUGUUGCACUUGUGUAUGUUCUGUCUUUCGUACAAUGUACAACAUAUCUGAUGUAUAAUUUUUCCUCGUUUUUUGUCUAGCCAAUAAAAUAGUUAAUUUGCUAAGCAAUAUUAAAGUUAACAGUGAAUAUUAAACCAGGGCCUAUCCAAUCCACUACCGCAAUACAGUGGUGAAUGUGUUCAAAUAUGGUAGCAGUUUGUACAUGAGGUUGGGGAAGAGGCGUUUUUUGCAGUAUUUUCUUGAUUAGGUAAUGUGACCGUUUCAAUUUAAAUAGUCAAUGCGGCAGUAUUAACUAUCUAUUUUAUACAAGCACAGAAAUUAAUUUAUUUUUACUUUUACCAACUAGAGCUUUAAUAGUGCUUACUACUUAUUGUAACAUCAGAUUUGUUUUGUAUAUACUUAUUAUAACUUAUACUCGAAUACUGCAACUAAUUGCCACCCAAACAAUUUUGUAAAUACCUACCUUAAUCACUAGAGUUGUAUUUAUCAAAUAAACACCUAUUUAUUUAACUUGCAACAUCAUGUGCAGUCAGAACUACACAUUUAGUUCAAGGGGAAAUAAUGCAAUGAUUAUGAUGACAUUUGUAGAUCAGUUUAUAGCGUAAGUUAUGCAUAAUGCCAUCAUCUUUGAAAUUCCUACUUGCUCUUUGUUAUUUAAAUAAAAACUACAAGAAUAA